AUUUUGCUGUCAGACUGUAAUGGGCCGUUUGGUGAGAUCAUGUUUUGCGACGCUUCCGGCGCCAGUAUUGGCGAGUGGCGGUGGUUCCGUGGUGUGAGGUCGGGCUCGGCGCAGCAGGCCGCAGUGUCUCCCAACCAUGGAGGUUCCCAUCCCGCCUGACGACCAGGAGCUUCGUAAUGUCAUUGACAAGCUAGCACAGUUUGUGGCUAGAAAUGGGCCAGAAUUUGAGAAUAUGACCAUGGAGAAGCAGAAAGAAAACCCAAAGUUUUCAUUCCUGUUUGGAGGAGACUUCUACAGCUACUACAAGUGUAAACUUGCUAUGGAACAGCAGCAGCACUGUUUUCCAUCCAAUUCAGUGAUUUGCAAGCAAGCUCAGGACAUAGAACCUACGCCUCAGAUCGCUACAAUUCCCCCACCAGACCUGCCUCUGCCCCCUACGUUAGUGCCACCCCCACAGGGGGCACCAGUUUUAGAGGAUCUUAUUCAGCAAAGCCAGUGGAACAUGCAACAACAAGAACAGCAGCUCCUCACCAUGAGACAGGAGGAAAUUACAACAGCAGUAGUGCAUGCUAUUGAACAACAGAUGCAAAAACUGCGUGAUGAAACUCAGCUGGAUAUGACAGAGUUUGAUAAUUUACUACAGCCGAUCAUUGACACAUGUACCAAGGAUGCCAUAUCGGCUGGCAAGAAUUGGAUGUUCAGCAACGCAAAGUCCCCUCAACACUGUGAACUGAUGGCUGGUCAUCUCCGCAAUCGUAUCACGGCUGAUGGGGCACGCUUUGAAUUGCGCCUGCAUCUUAUUUACUUGACUAAUGACGUAUUACAUCACUGUCAGAGGAAGCAAGCGCGGGAACUUCUGGCUGCUCUUCAGAAAGUUGUUGUUCCUAUUUACUGUACCAGCUUUCUAGCGGUGGAGGAGGACAAGCAGCAGAAGAUUGCCCGUUUGCUCCAGCUUUGGGAAAAAAAUGGCUACUUCGAUGAGGCAACAAUUCAGCAAUUGCAGAGCCCUGCUCUAGGCUUGGGACAGCAUCAGGCUGCUUUACUGAGUGAGUACUCCACUGUGGUGCAGCCAAUCCUCAUGGCAUUCCAGCAGCAGAUCCAGUCCCUGAAAACACAGCAUGAGGAGUUUGUGGCUGGUUUAAAACUACAGCAACAGCAGCAAAUCCAGAUCCCAGUGAUGGAGCCAAUUCCCGAACCACCUGCACCAGCUCCUGCCCCUGCACCUGCACCAGCUCCAAUACCCCCACCAGAGGAUGUGAAACCGCCACUUGCUAUCCCUGCUCCAUCAGAAUUUGAGCCCCCUCCUGUUAGUGUGCCAGAUCCAGGUGUUGCAGGAACCAGAGGUCCAGCUCCUCAUGAACAGAUCCCUCCAAAUAAACCACCAUGGUUUGACCAGCCGCAGCCUAUAGCUCCCUGGGGCCAGCAGCAGCCAUGCGAGCAGCCCCCUUUUCCUCAUCACCCGGCACCUCCUCACUGCCCUCCAUGGAACAAUAGCCAUGAAGGUAUGUGGAGUGAGCGUGACCCAAACUGGAACAAUGAACCUGAACCAGCAUGGAACAGCCAGAGAGAACCUCCAUGGAAUAAUCAGUUUGAUGCACCUUGGAGCAACCAGCAUGAUCAGCCACCAUGGGGUGGCGGAGCUCAAAGAGACCCACAUUUUCGCAUGCAGCGCCCACCACACUUUCUCGGGCCAUUCCCUCCUCACCAGCAGCAUCCACCACAGUUCAAUCAACCACCUCACCCUCAUAACUUUAACCGAUUUCCACCACGAUUUAUGCAGGAGGAUUUCCCCCCUCGUCAUCCUUUUGAGAGACCACCCUUCCCUCAUCGUUUUGACUAUCCACAAGGAGACUUUACUUCAGAUAUGGGGCCGCCACAUCAUCACCAAGGCCACAGAAUGCCACACCCGAAUAUGAAUGAACAUCCUCCAUGGGGAGGUCCCCAACACCAAGACUUUGGCCCACCUCCACAUGGAUUUAAUGGACAGCCACCUCAUAUGCGUAGACAAGGACCUCCUCAUGUUAACCAUGAUGACCCCAGCCUUGUACCCAAUGUCCCUUACUUUGACCUUCCUGCUGGACUUAUGGCUCCACUAGUUAAGUUGGAAGACCAUGAAUACAAACCUCUUGAUCCAAAGGACAUCCGUUUGCCUCCUCCAAUGCCACCCAGUGAAAGGCUUUUAGCUGCGGUUGAGGCUUUUUACAGUCCCCCAUCACAUGAUAGACCACGGAACAGUGACGGCUGGGAGCAGAACGGCCUUUAUGAAUUCUUCAGAGCAAAAAUGAGGGCACGUCGGAGAAAAGGCCAGGAUAAGCGCAACAGGCCAUCAAGAUCCCAAAGUCGUUCAAAAAGUCGUGGACACUCCUCCUCCCGUUCCAACUCUAGAUCUUCAAAGUCCUCACGAUCUUACUCUAGGUCUCGGUCAGGUUCUAGGUCACGAUCCAGGUCUUAUUCUCGUUCGAGAUCCAGGAGUAGAAGCAGGUCUCGCUCCUCUCGCAGUCCUUCAAGGUCUCGUUCUCGAUCAAAAUCCCUCUCUCCUGGAAGACGGCGCAGGUCUAAGUCUCGCAGUGCCACACCGCCUUCUUCUUCAGGCUUGGGUUCUGGUCCUGGAGCAAUUGUACCUACCAUACGUCUUGGUGAGGAGAAUAAGGGACACCAGAUGCUUGUGAAAAUGGGAUGGAGUGGAGCUGGGGGCCUUGGUGCAAAUGAGCAGGGCAUUCAAGACCCCAUUAAAGGUGGGGACAUCCGUGACAAGUGGGACCAAUACAAAGGAGUUGGUGUCUCUCUUGAUGACCCUUAUGAAAAUUAUCGUAGGAACAAAAGCUAUUCCUUCAUUGCUCGUAUGAAGGCCAGGGAUGAGAAUUUUAAGGCAGGUGGACCUUUCCCCCCAGGUUCAACUCCACCUUCCAACAUUAAGCGGGAGGGCCAGGAUUCUCCAGUACCAGAAUAAUCCAAUCCAAGCUUCCUCUAUAACCUGAGGUGUUGCUAUAAACUCUUGCUGGUUUCUUUCAUACUCUGGAUGGAUCAUUCGGAUGGUCUUUGUGCAGCUCUAUAAAACUGAAAAUAGGAUCCCAUUUCAUUCGACAGGCAUAUUACUGCUACAACCUUUUCAGCUCUGUUGCUACAUUUUCCUAUCUAUCCACCUAGUGAGAAAAAUCAGAAUUCAGCCUCCAAAUGUUGCAUCAAUUCUUUACUAUUUUUUUUUUCCGACACACUCACACAAAGAUUCUAGUACUACCUUAGUGGGAUUUCUUAUAUGCAUCAAAGUUGGUUAGUAAAUAAUAGUUUGGUUCACCAGCAGUUUCUUCAUACACAAUGGAUACUCUAAGACUUCAUUAAAAGUUAUUUAAAAAAAAACAAUGGUUGAAAAUGGCUGUCUUAGGUGAACUAUAGGAUGUCUCCAGAAAACAAAGUAUUAGCUACAUGUUACUACAUUUUGAAGUGUUGUGAAUCGGUAGGAUGUCACAAUUUUCUUACUCCUUGACUGUUUCCUGUUUAACAUUGUACCCUGUCCUCUCUCUAACUUUUUUAUUUGUAUGUGAUAAUCCAUCUACCCCUUACAAUUUUAUUUUGUAAAAUAAACCGUUGAAUUGAAACAUA
This is a messenger RNA of Pseudophryne corroboree (corroboree frog), 3600 nucleotides long. RefSeq names its product calcium homeostasis endoplasmic reticulum protein (gene CHERP). Gene Ontology annotation, molecular function: RNA binding. The transcript has 19 exons. Gene Ontology annotation, cellular component: perinuclear region of cytoplasm. Gene Ontology annotation, biological process: intracellular calcium ion homeostasis; RNA processing. Bases 137 to 2950 code for a protein of 937 amino acids. NCBI's taxonomy places the organism in Eukaryota, Metazoa, Chordata, Amphibia, Anura, Myobatrachidae. The record is from RefSeq and is a predicted model, not a curated record.